GUGACACAGAAACCAGGUCUUUGGGUCAUUUUUAGAGGCUUUAUUGCAUUUCUCUUCUCUCUCUCUUUUUCCCCCUUUACAAAAAGCAAGGCAUAACCACCCCCUCUCUUUAGAUUCUUCCUCUUCCUCCUCCCUUUUUCUUCUUCUCUUUGUUUUUCCCCCUUCUCUUUCUCAUCUAUCUGGAAGAGCCUCUCGUUUGUGAUCUGGGUUUGGCUUGGUUCCAUGUUUUUGAUCAUAUUCUGCCUGUAAUCUAGAAUUGAAUUUGGAUCAAUGACGAAGAUUAGUCCCGAGUUUGUAGAAACUGUGCAUAUGGAAGCAAUUUUGCCAGUUUCAGUUGAUGUUAGCUUUGCUUCCAAUCAAUUCCCAAAAUAUAAGUUAGGACCUGACAAUCAGAUUUUGGAAGAGCCUCAGGAUGAGGACCAGGGCCCGUCUCUUAAGGAGGUCAUUGGACAGGAAACUACCCAGUUGUCAGAGCAGCAUAAGCGACUCUCGGUUCGUGACCUUGCAUGUAAAUUCGACAAGAACUUGGCUUCUGCUGCUAAGCUGUCUGAUGAGGCAAAACUCAGAGAAGUACCUUCACUGGAGGGACAUGUUCUUUUGAAGAAGCUUAGAGAUGCAUUAGAGUAUUUGAAAGGUCGAUUGCCUGGGCGAAAUAAGGAGGAUGUGGAGAAAGCUAUCUCCAUGGUGGAAGCUCUAGCUGUUAAGUUGACUCAAAAAGAAGGAGAAUUGAUUCAAGAAAAGUUUGAAGUGAAAAAGCUGGCAACCUUUCUCAAACAGGCUUCUGAAGAUGCUAAGAGGUUGGUUAACCAAGAGAAAUCUUUUGCUUGUGCUGAGAUUGAAAGCGCAAGAGCGGUUGUGCAGAGAAUUGGGGAAGCUCUUGAUGAACAAGAACAAAAUUCCCAAGAAUCGAAAAAACAGGAUGUGGAGGGACUUGUAGACGAAGUUCAAGAGGCUAGAAGAAUUAAACUAUUGCAUCAACCAAGCAAGGUUAUGGGCAUGGAACACGAGCUUCGUGCACUAAGAGCUACAAUUAGAGAGAAGUCUAUAAUCUCGGCAAAGCUUCAAAGAGAGCUCACAAUAUGCAAAAGGGCCGCAGAGAACAAGUCUUGUUUAUACGUAUUGGAUGGUUCUGAAACUCUAGGUUCAUAUUUGAGAAUCAAAUGUGCCUCAGAUGCAGCACCCCCACUUUCGAAAUGUUCAAUUCAGUGGUAUCGAAUGUCAUCAGAUUGCAGCUGGAAGCAAGUCAUUUCAGGCGCAGACAAAUCGAUCUAUGCUCUGGAACCGCUUGAUGUUGGGCGAACCUUACAAGUAGAGAUAGUGUCUAAUGGCCAAAAACUCGACAUAAUGACAACAGGUCCCAUCGAUCCUGCUGCAGGGAUCGGAACUUAUGUUGAGAUGCUUUUGCGAAAAUCAAACUCCGAAUUCAAUGUUACAAUAUCCCAAAUGAAUGGGCAAGAUUAUGCAUCACAUUCUGUUCAUGUGUUUCAUGUUGGGAAAAUGAGAAUGAAGCUAUCAAGAGGCUGGAUUACGAAAGCUCGGGAAAAUUAUUCCUCGUCGAUGCAGUUAUGCGGAGUUCGAGAUGACCGAAGCACCGCAACCAAGGCACUGUUCUGGCAAGGAAGGAAGGGACUCUCGUUCGUGUUGACAUUCGAAUCAGAGCGGGAAAGAAAUGCUGCUAUCAUGCUUGCUAGGAAAUACGCCAACGACUGCAAUGUGAUGCUGGCUGGACCAGAUGAUCAAGUAUAGAAGUAAAAGCUAACCAACUGAUUUUUCUGUUAGAAAUCUAAGUUUUUUUUUCUUUUUUCUUUUUUGGAAUUAAUUUUGAGAGCAAGCUUUAUUUAGGAGUGAUAGUAAUAUGGGUUGUGAGUGAAGAAAAUUUGGCUUAUUUUUAUUGUAUUUUUUUUUUUUACUUUUUUUUCCACUAAUUAGGUUGAGUUGUUUUAGGCAUCCUUUUUUAUUUGCCUAAUCAUCUGUUGUAACAAAGCUUUCAAGUUUAUAAUCAAUUGGUUCAUUUGUGAUUCA
Momordica charantia (bitter melon) is the source of this 2022-nucleotide messenger RNA. Its product is annotated as stomatal closure actin-binding-like protein. Lineage: Eukaryota; Viridiplantae; Streptophyta; Magnoliopsida; Cucurbitales; Cucurbitaceae. Gene Ontology annotation, molecular function: actin binding. The record is from RefSeq and is a predicted model, not a curated record. Gene Ontology annotation, biological process: regulation of stomatal movement; actin filament organization.